Messenger RNA from Nicotiana attenuata, 1464 nucleotides. RefSeq names its product dihydroceramide fatty acyl 2-hydroxylase FAH1-like. Gene Ontology annotation, biological process: fatty acid metabolic process; lipid biosynthetic process. Lineage: Eukaryota; Viridiplantae; Streptophyta; Magnoliopsida; Solanales; Solanaceae. Gene Ontology annotation, molecular function: iron ion binding; fatty acid 2-hydroxylase activity. Bases 479 to 1207 code for a protein of 242 amino acids. Gene Ontology annotation, cellular component: endoplasmic reticulum; membrane. The transcript is spliced from 7 exons. The record is from RefSeq and is a predicted model, not a curated record.
AACUGACCUACUAAGAUUUCCCAUUUACCAGUUAACUAGAAGUGCUUUUCGUUGUUUUUGUUUCUCAAAACUGCAAACUUUUUCCUAUUUUUCAAAAUCGUAAUUUUUUUUUUGUUCUUCCCUAAGUUUCAACUGUCAAGGCAAAAGUUUUUUCUUUUUCUUUUUUAGAAAUAUGAGUGCUCCCUAAUUUUUCAUCUGCCAAACUAUAAAAAGCGCCAUAUAUUUGAAACGCUUCAGCUUUCUGGAUAGUCAUUUCAUUUGCGGUUAUCUUUUAUGAUUUAAAAUUUUACAGUUUUGUUUUACAUUUGCAAGUAAUCUAGUAUCUGAUGAAUCAAUUGUGUAUGGAGAAUAUUUAUUUUGUUGGUCUGUGUUGCUUUAGGUGAAUUAUUGAUUCAAAAUUUUCUAUUCUUACCAGGUUUCACUUUUAUAUGUGGUCUGAUAGAAGCUUUUGUUGAUAAUUUGUGCAUUGAGUGCUUAAAUGCUUCAAAGUCCCACAAUGGUUGCACAGGGCUUCACUGUGGAUUUAAAUAAAGCUCUAGUCUUCCAGGUUGGCCACCUUGGAGAAGCUUAUCAAGAAUGGGUUCAUCAGCCUAUUGUUAGCAAGGAAGGACCUCGAUUUUUUGAAAGUGAUUUUUGGGAGUUUCUGACUCGCACAGUUUGGUGGGCAAUUCCAGUCAUUUGGCUCCCAGUUGUAUGCUAUAGCAUCUCAGUAUCGAUCUGGAUGGGCCAUACCGUUCCCCAGGUGACAUUGAUGGUAGUUCUUGGAAUUUUUGUGUGGACAUUGAUGGAAUAUACUCUUCAUCGAUUCCUGUUCCAUAUAAAGACGAAGAGCUAUUGGGCAAACACGGCUCAUUAUCUUCUUCAUGGUUGUCAUCACAAGCAUCCUAUGGAUGGUCUACGCCUUGUUUUUCCUCCUGCUGCCACAGCUAUUCUUUGUGUACCGUUCUGGAAUUUAAUCAAACUCAUGUCAACUCCCUCUACUGCUCCUGCUUUAUUUGGAGGAGGCUUAUUGGGGUAUGUCAUGUAUGAUGUAACACACUACUACUUGCAUCAUGCACAACCAACAAGUGAAGUGCCAAAAAAUCUCAAGAAAUAUCAUUUGAAUCAUCAUUUUCGCAUCCAGACCAAAGGUUUUGGUAUCACUUCAUCUUUCUGGGACAAGGUGUUUGGGACGCUACCAAAAUCGAAAUCAGCCAAGAGCAAAUGACUCCUUUCGGAGGAGAGAAUCAGAUUUUUAAUUAAACAUUAUUAAGUAGAAAGGGUAAACAUCUUUCUUUACAUCCUUACAUUCUUUCAUCUGCUGUUACAUGUCUUCUAUCUGCAAAAAAUUGUCUUCAUCAGUCCGUCUAGGUUGUAUUUAGGUUUUCCGUUGGACUGCAUGUUGGGUAAGUUGCCUUCGUCAAUUGGACUGGAAAAUUAUAUCCGGUUAAUAUAUGUAGCGGAGGUUCUAUUUAUUUCAUUUCA